CACCAACAACGUCUUAUCCUCGUCUCCCGAAAUUUAUGUUUCUGCAUACCGACCUUCUCUUCAUCCAUCCCCGCCAAAGGCAGUAUCACGACAACCGACAAAAUGCCUCCCAAGUCCGGUAAGAAGGUGGCUCCCGCCCCUUUCCCUCAGGGAAAGGCUGGCUCCAAGAAGGCUCCUAAGAACCCUCUCAUUGAGCGCAAGCCCCGCAACUUCGGCAUCGGCCAGGACAUCCAGCCCCGUCGCAACUUGGCCCGCAUGGUCAAGUGGCCCGAGUAUGUCCGUCUUCAGCGCCAGAAGAAGAUCUUGAACAUGCGCCUCAAGGUCCCCCCUGCGAUCGCCCAGUUCCAGCACGUCCUCGACCGCAACACCGCCGCCCAGGCUUUCAAGCUCCUCAACAAGUACCGCCCUGAGACCAAGGCCGAGAAGAAGGAGCGUCUCGUCAAGGAGGCCACCGCCGUCAAGGACGGUAAGAAGAAGGAGGACGUCUCCAAGAAGCCCUACACUGUCAAGUACGGUCUCAACCACGUCGUUGGCCUGAUCGAGAACAAGAAGGCUUCCCUCGUCCUCAUCCCCAACGACGUUGAUCCCAUUGAGUUGGUCAUCUUCCUCCCCGCCCUCUGCCGCAAGAUGGGUGUCCCCUUCGCCAUCAUUAAGGGCAAGGCCCGCCUCGGAACCGUCGUCCACAAGAAGACUGCCGCCGUCCUCGCUUUCACCGAGGUCCGCUCCGAGGACAAGAGCGAGCUCUCCAAGCUUGUUUCCGCCAUCAAGGACGGAUACCUGGAGAAGACCGACAGCGCUCGCAAGCAGUGGGGUGGUGGUAUCAUGGGUGCUAAGGCCCAGAAGCGCACCGAGAAGAAGCAGAAGGCUCUUGACAACGCCAUCAAGGUCUAAGAUGGAACAAUACCCGGACUACUUUAGUGUAUUAGGAGACUAGGCCACUGGAGGCUAUCGGAUCAUAAAAAUUUGGCAUGGCGUCGGGAUUAUUCUAUUGGGUUUCAAGUUCAUGCUUUGCUUCCAUGACAUGGUGACCUCACGAACCCUUUACUCUCAAUCCGGCACAUUUCUUCUUUAA
Messenger RNA from Colletotrichum scovillei, 1072 nucleotides. RefSeq names its product 60S ribosomal protein L8-B. Gene Ontology annotation, cellular component: ribonucleoprotein complex. Gene Ontology annotation, biological process: ribosome biogenesis. NCBI's taxonomy places the organism in Eukaryota, Fungi, Ascomycota, Sordariomycetes, Glomerellales, Glomerellaceae. The record is from RefSeq and is a predicted model, not a curated record. Bases 103 to 891 code for a protein of 262 amino acids. The transcript is spliced from 4 exons.